UGCGCGCCAUCAAAUCGCUGCAUUUGUGAGAGUCGCAUCGAUAAGAGAGUUAUAUUUGUGUUUAUCUAGUAGUAAUUUUUAUAUCUUAAAUAAGUCAAAAUGAGGGAAAUUGUACACAUUCAAGCCGGUCAAUGCGGAAACCAGAUUGGAGCCAAAUUCUGGGAAAUCAUCUCCGACGAACACGGCAUUGACCCCACCGGAGCCUACCAUGGAGACUCCGACCUCCAAUUGGAGAGGAUCAACGUAUAUUACAAUGAAGCCUCCGGCGGUAAAUACGUCCCCCGUGCCAUCCUGGUCGACUUGGAACCUGGUACCAUGGAUUCCGUAAGAUCAGGACCCUUCGGACAGAUCUUCAGACCAGACAACUUUGUCUUCGGACAAUCUGGAGCUGGAAACAACUGGGCAAAGGGACAUUACACGGAAGGAGCUGAGCUGGUCGACUCCGUCUUGGACGUAGUCAGGAAAGAAGCAGAAUCUUGCGAUUGUCUGCAAGGUUUCCAGCUCACACACUCGCUGGGAGGCGGUACCGGCUCCGGUAUGGGUACAUUGUUGAUCUCGAAAAUUAGGGAAGAAUACCCAGACAGAAUCAUGAACACAUACUCAGUAGUCCCCUCGCCCAAAGUAUCAGACACCGUCGUAGAACCUUACAACGCUACCCUAUCCGUACAUCAACUUGUAGAAAACACCGACGAAACUUACUGUAUCGAUAACGAAGCUCUCUAUGAUAUCUGCUUCAGGACAUUGAAACUCACCACACCUACCUACGGCGACUUGAACCAUCUUGUGUCUCUCACAAUGUCUGGAGUAACCACCUGUUUGAGGUUCCCUGGUCAAUUGAACGCUGAUUUAAGAAAACUGGCAGUAAACAUGGUUCCCUUCCCCCGUCUCCACUUCUUCAUGCCCGGAUUCGCACCCUUGACCUCCAGAGGUAGCCAGCAAUACAGAGCUCUAACUGUACCUGAACUGACACAACAAAUGUUCGACGCCAAGAACAUGAUGGCCGCCUGCGAUCCCAGACACGGAAGGUAUCUCACAGUAGCCGCAGUGUUCAGAGGUAGGAUGUCGAUGAAGGAGGUCGACGAACAAAUGCUCAACAUCCAGAACAAGAACAGCAGCUACUUCGUCGAAUGGAUCCCCAACAACGUUAAGACCGCCGUUUGUGACAUCCCACCCAGAGGUCUUAAAAUGUCGGCUACCUUCAUCGGUAACUCCACCGCCAUCCAAGAAUUGUUCAAACGUAUCUCCGAGCAGUUCACGGCUAUGUUCAGGCGUAAGGCUUUCUUGCAUUGGUACACCGGCGAGGGUAUGGACGAGAUGGAAUUCACCGAAGCCGAAUCCAACAUGAACGACUUAGUAUCUGAAUACCAACAGUACCAAGAAGCCACGGCUGACGAGGAUGCCGAAUUUGACGAAGACCAAGAAGCCGAAGUCGAUGAAAACUAAGUUAUUAUGAAUGAUCUGAACCAGAGUUUUUUUUAUAAAUAGAUGUUAUUUUUCCAAAGUCGGUUGGACUGGUUAGGGGCUCUUAAUUUCGGCACUAUCUUUGUCGUCUUAAUUAAAAGUCUCAGCAGUUCCAAUUGACUAUAAUAAUUUUGCGUGUUUAUUUUGUAAAAAGUUUUACAUUCCUAUUUUUGUAAAUUAUCGAAUGCAAGUUUUUCAAGACUGACUUUCCGUUGCAUUGAAUUUGAAGGAAUUUUUUUAUAUCUGUCCCUCUUUUGUUUAUGUUUGUGCGUAUUUUGCUUUACAGAAAUAGGCAUUAAACUUUUUGUUUGGCUUAAAAAGUUUACAUUAAAAUUUUUAUAAUUUAGCGGCAGCACUUAACAUAAAACCCAGUUUUUUUCCCUUUUUCAAAAUUAAUUUGUUCCAUUAAAUUUUUGUAUA
Sitophilus oryzae (rice weevil) is the source of this 1881-nucleotide messenger RNA. Its product is annotated as tubulin beta-1 chain. The record is from RefSeq and is a predicted model, not a curated record. Gene Ontology annotation, biological process: mitotic cell cycle; microtubule cytoskeleton organization. Bases 100 to 1443 code for a protein of 447 amino acids. NCBI's taxonomy places the organism in Eukaryota, Metazoa, Arthropoda, Insecta, Coleoptera, Curculionidae. Gene Ontology annotation, molecular function: GTP binding; GTPase activity; structural constituent of cytoskeleton. The transcript has 2 exons. Gene Ontology annotation, cellular component: microtubule; cytoplasm.